Molecule: messenger RNA, 3482 nt
Organism: Aedes albopictus (Asian tiger mosquito)
Lineage: Eukaryota; Metazoa; Arthropoda; Insecta; Diptera; Culicidae
Exons: 2
Coding region: 1178-2938 (586 amino acids)
Source: RefSeq, a predicted model, not a curated record
UUGUUCUCACAGACAAACCAUUCUAAGCGAGGCCCAUUCUCUCCAUCGGCUCGGUCCGAUCCCAGCGCACGCGCGGGCGAGAAGUUGAGCAUGUACGCGCCGCCCGAGUCCUCAGAGCAACCAACAACGACGCGAAGAGUAUAGUAGAAAAAUAUGUAUAUCAUGCCAAUUUAAUUUCUGCUUCACAUAGCAUUUGUCAGUGCACAGCCGUCCGUGUUGUAGAAUAGAUGCUUCGGGUCCUAGCAUUGUAUUUCCGAACCGUGCGCGUGCUUUGCUCUCCUCAUUACGUGGUGACUGGGACUGGGGACGGAAUUCGGAUACGGUGCGUCACGAUCGAUUGGCGGUGCCCUGCUUCGACCAUCAGAGACCACCAGCCGCACUUGCGCAUUCCCAGGAACUCGUGAAUUAAGAAUAGAAGGGAGGUGUCUUACCCACAGUUCCAAGAGAAGGUGGUUGAGUGACCUUGUGUGGCUGAAAAGGGGUAGAGUGAGAGUGCAGACUGUGAAGAUCUUGAACUAGUUACCGCCUCGAAGUAGGACUUAGUCAACCGGAAAAUAUUUGCUCAAACAGAAAUUAAUGAGACUUGUGAAGCUUCGUUGGGUGGUUUUGCGGAGAAGAAAGCGCAUAGAAGGUCACGUAUAUUGAUUUUGCCUAUUUGGGUCCGCUACCGGAAGCACCGUUUUGCUAAACAAAGUGAACCAAUAAUUGUCCACAAUGGACCAAUUUACGCAACUGAACGCCGAACAAGAGACCGCCGCCGGUAAACAAUGUGGUUUAUGCUUAAGCUCCUCUGGAAUGCAGCAUUGAGUGAAAGUACUUCAGCAAAGGACGAUGAUUGUGCACUAGGACUCCAGUAACGAAACGACCCACUACAGGACUCUAGGUGUAACGUUAGGCUUCUUUGUAAUGUUUCUUUUCGAUACUUCGUGCCAGAGGGAAGUAUAAGAAGAAGAAACGGAAAAGUAAACUCCAGUGCUGCGGAAAACAUCGAGAGCCCGCCGGAAGGAAACAUGCAGUGAUUCGAUUGCAAAAAGCAAAAUAGCUUGUGCUGACGGUCAUCAUCGAGUGCGAAGGCGUGCUUCAGAGAGCGAGCUGUGGAGCAGAAACACGGAGUUCGAAGGCGAAAAUUAUUCAUUUUGUGGCUGACGUAAACAAAUUCACUGCACAUUCCAGUAGGAUGGAACAAAUUGUAAAUUUGUUUGUUUGCUUCCUGAUGAUUUCAACAAUUGACAGUGUCUACAGCUAUCCUACACCAAGUGAUAUUCUAUCAGGGAAAGAGUUCCUAUCGAUUCUAAUGGAUUCGGAUUCUCGAAGCAGUAGAAAUAAUAACUACGCUAGCCGAAGUACAGACGUUCAGCGAACUACAGUGGCAGCUCAUCCAUAUCGAGGGUCACGCAAGUUUAGUCAGUUUUACUACGGACGUGCCGAAGAGGAGGAGAGCAUUCUACCAAUUGAAGCGCUAUUCAGUUCUCAUGAAGACACGACUCGUAGCGGGGCACGAUCAUAUGACUUUAGGAGUAGGACUCGAUCGCGGAGUGGGAAGGCAACACCCAGAACAACGACCACAACGGAAGCCAUCGAAGGAAUGGAAAACUUGGAAGUAGCUGCAAGUGAGAUCAGUCUAAGUUCCAUUGGUACGACGGAAAAUGAAAUGGUUGACAGCACAAUGUCAACUAUAGAGCUUUCUAUGGGAACUGAUACUGCAAGCAGCGCCACAAUUACAAGUACUGUGCCAACUACUGUCCUUGCUAGUCAUCAAACCGAAGAGCCUUCGAAGAACAGUCAAGCCUUCCAAAUGAAUGAGGAAGAUCGUUCGGUGCAUUCGAACUCCUUUCGAAGUGAGUUCAUGAUCGAAGAAAGUGGUCCAUCAGUAGGGCUGGACCAAACCGAGCCUGAACGAGUGGAGUCAAGUAAUAUCCAUCGAGUUAUGACGACGUUGGAUUCCGAGCAGAUCCAUAUGCAACCAACCCGUGGACGGAUGCAUAGAAAACAGGACCCACUUGCAUCUCGUCAGACGGUUAUUUACCACGACAAGAAAACUGAGAGUGAUCAUCCUCGUUCCGUUUCUUAUAGCUAUAUUGGUGAAACAGCACCAACGCUCAAAACUUGGAAAGAUAUCGACGAAGAAUAUCUCUCAAAUGGAAAAUCAUCCUCAAAUACAACGGAAGCACCGUUGAAACCGAUGGUUAAUGAACCAUUAUACCCCGGUUCUCCCAUGAUUUGGUCUGAACCCGAGAAAAACUAUAGUGAACCGGCUAAAGUAUGGUCGGAACCUGCAAAAAUCUAUUCAGAACCAGCAAAAUUUUACUCCGAGCCAUCCAGAAUCUAUUCUGAACCAGCAAAAAUAUACUCUGAACCAGCUAAGAUCUACUCUAAACCUUCUAGUUUUUGGCAAACGGCUUAUGAUAAUCCUCCUUCCAGAGCGUCUCCUGCCCCGGUGCAAACAACGACAGAGCCUCCUACCAGCCCGAAGCGAAUCGUAUUCAACGACCUGGACAAGAUUCCAUACGACGAACUCAACGCACCGGCAGAUGCGGAAGAACGCAGCUCUAUUCACAACGCGAUAGGAAAGUUCAUACCCAAACAGGUACACGAGCCUCCAAAGAAGAAUCUCAACAAACCUACUCCUGAUCCCACGGAGGUUAUAGAUCCGUACGUCGAAAAGCAAGGAGCCGGGAAUGGGAGCACUCCGAACGUCGUGCAGACCCUGGCGCCCGUAUCUGGAUCAACGGAUGACUCUAAAGUGGGGUACGUAGUGGAAGGGCGAAACUAUCGCAAAUACCGCGUCGAGGAGAAAACAUCCGAUGGCUUCAUUGUCGGAGAGUACGGAGUCCUAAGCCACAACGACGGAAACCUUCGAGGGGUACGCUAUACUGCGGACUCCGACAUCAACCCACGCCUAAUAUAUGAUGCGCUAGUAAAGUUUCUCUCGCUUUGAAGGGUGAUUCACAUGGUAUGAAGGUAACUGUUGCCAAAUAAAGUCAGCUCUCUUCCCAACGGAUGGAAAUCAGGAGCAUUGGUUGAGUGCGGACCCCAAAGGGGGAGAGUAAAGAUAAUCUAAGUCGAUGCCAUACAAACACAUUUCUGCAACAACGUAUUUGUAAGAUUUAGGAACGUAGUCAUAGGAAUACAACACGAAACUUUCUCUAAAUUUAGCUAGAUUUAACACAUAGGAAUUGGAUCGCGUCAAACGAAAAGUGUAAUUGAAUGUGAUAGUAGACUAUUAAUUUAUUAGAUAGAAAUCGUAAACCUAAUGCUAAUCCAUGAAAACAGCACGUCCACUGCUCAAAUCACCAUGGUAUAUCACUCUCUUGGAACCUAUUCUUGCCAUAUUGUGAGUCGCACUGAAUGUUAGAUAAUAUUAUCAGUAAGAUAAUAUGCAAAACCGAAAAGCAGUUGUACAUUCUUGUAUUGAAGACCGGUAAAAUAAUAAACAGUUUCAUUGCAGUAGAAGCUCAACAACAUAUGACUUUUAUUUUUCU